This is a messenger RNA of Phodopus roborovskii (desert hamster), 645 nucleotides long. RefSeq names its product zinc finger protein 54-like. The transcript is spliced from 4 exons. Gene Ontology annotation, biological process: regulation of DNA-templated transcription. Lineage: Eukaryota; Metazoa; Chordata; Mammalia; Rodentia; Cricetidae. The record is from RefSeq and is a predicted model, not a curated record. The coding region runs from base 22 to 645 and encodes 207 amino acids.
CAGAGAAGAGCAACAAGAACAAUGAAUGCUUCUGUAGUAAAUGCUCCCCAGGGUGUGUUGUCACUCAGGGAUGUGGUUGUGGACCUCUCACAAGAAGAAUGGGAAUGUCUAGACUAUACUCAGAGAGCUUUGUACAUGGAUGUGAUGUUGGAGAAUUACAACAAUCUACUUUUUGUGGAGAACCAUCACAUAUGUCUUAAGGGUGAGAAGGUCUUGCAUGAGGAGACAGAGCAUUUUAUCCAUGAUCAUGCAAGUAUCCAAGAGGAAACUUACAAAUGUAGUGAGCUUGUCAAAGUGGUUCUUGAAUCCUGCCUUCAUACACCUGAUGACACAAGUGAUCCUGUAGAAAAUUACAGUAAGUACAGAUUUGGAAAACACAGAGAUGCUUCUGUCGUAACCUUAAAUCUCAACAGACACAAAAAUGGGAAUGCUGGAGAAGAACCUCGCAAAUGUGAAGACUAUGUGACCUGUUUAAAUUUGUUUUCUGUCAUUAGCCAAAAUGAACGAUAUCACACAGGCGUGGAAGAACACAAAAAUGAUCACACAGGCGUGGAAGAACACAAAAAUGCAGAGUCUGAUAAAUCUUUUGUCUGUGAAAGAGAAAUGACACUGAAAGAAACUUAUAGUUUUCACCCCCAGAUCUAA